AUGACUUCCCUCUUUGCUCUCGACCCCGACCCAGAGAUCAUAAACCCAGUCGGUCCUCCGUAUGAGGAGUAUGGAUCCAUCACGAUCAAACGCCAAAAGGUACUACCCGGUCUGCCCAAUGCCACAAGCCCAAGAAUCAUCCCUUUUGUGAAGGUGGGCUGGCAAAAUAUCGCACCAGCCGAAUGGGCAGCCCACAUCAAAGACAUCCCCUCCCAUAUAUCCGUGAAAAUGCAGACCAGCUACGCCAAAUCCGCUGUCGGUGCCCUGAUUGCCGCCCCACCAUUACGAGAGCCUCUGCUAAGGAAUAGCAAAUCGCUGUCAGGUGCCCAACUGGAUGAACUGAUCCGGGGAAAGCGCUGCAACUCGGAAUCGGCCUUGAUGCAAAUUGUUGGGAUCGUCGAAUCCCAGGAUGUAGUGGCUGUCCCCAAGGCCGUGGCCCAUGGGCGAAGAGCAUACACGGGUCCGAUGCAGCAGCUCGCCGGGCUAAAGCGGGCAAUGGCCACACAGGACAAAACGCCUACCGCAUGUGUGACAUGCCGUUCAAAGAAAGUGAAAUGCUCGGGUACAAUUCCCUGCGACUACUGCGAGGAUCGGCGAUUGGAAUGCCGCUCCGCUAGGAAAACCCAGAAGAGACUAUAUUCGGUUGAAUAUGUCGAGAAGCUCGAACGUCGCCUUGCAAUAUGCGAAAAUGCCGGACAGCUUCCGGCUUCUAUUCGCUCAGGAACAGCGGCAUCCGAUAACAUUAACCAUGACGACUCGUCAUCACGCGCACGUUCAGGGGAUUCAUCACCUAACCGCAACGGGGUUACCAGUCACCCAGCGUGUCUCAGUCCGAUGUCAAAUCCAAGCGUGGCAAUGUCCAAUUGCAACCCGCAAUCAUCGAGCCCUUCCACCAUGAGGGCGGACACAUACAUAAACUCUAGCCAUAUCCCUACAUCACGGGUCCGGGAUUUUCUGUGGAAGAGGACACCGGUCAAUCCCAGUGAUUCAAUUACCGGGUCGGAUAACAGCUUUCUACCGUCUACGACACGGGAUAUUAUCGAAAGCUGGUCCAACCUACAAGACACUUUUCUGGAAGUCCCAAGCCUUCCUGGCAAAGGCGAUGCUGAUCACCUUUUGAAUUGUGUUAACUUUUACAUCGGCCAGACUCAGCACCACUUCGAUGUCCGGGAGGUCUCUGAUCAUCUAGCGCUUUUCUUCGACGGUCGUCUGUCAUCUUCCCCCAUCCCAAAACUUUGGUACAUUAAGUUGGUCUUGAUCUUUGCUGUUGGGAAGGUUGUCGAGGGCAGAUUCGAUGACGAUCCACUACCGGGAGAUUGUUACUUCAAGUAUGCCCAGGCUCUCCUUCCGAAUCUGAGUGAACUCCAUGUGUCAAAAAGACACGGCGUAGAGGUCCUCGGUCUGGUAGCACUGUAUCUCCAGAAUGUCAACAGAAGUGAAGAAGCCUACUUAUAUGUCAAUUCAGCGCUGCGGAUCGCCAUUGCUCACGGAUUCCACGCUCAUAGUCGGUUGAAUCAAUAUUUAAAAUCGGAGAAAACCCACCUCAACCGCCUCUUGUGGACAAUAUACAUGCAAGAAAAGCGUUUGGCCGCAGCAACUGGCAAUCCAUCCAGCGUCGACCGCGAUACAAUCGAGCUGGAGAUGCCUGCAAAUGCACUUGGCUUUCCGUCGCCGUUUCCAAUCUGUCUCAAUAUUAGAAUUGCACAUAUUACAGGGCGCGUUCUCCAGACACUGUAUGUACAGAAACCCGAAAAGGAUGGAAAUUUGAUACAUAGUGUUCAGUCUAUUAUUCAAGAACUGCAUGAGAUCUCCGCGGAGCUCCCAUUGGACUUUUCAGAUGGAAAUCACAAUCAGACCCCUAAGCAAAACAUCAGAGUCUUUGCUUCUAUUCAUAUGAUGCUUUAUCAGGCUAUCCUACUCACCAUCCGGCCAAUAAUGCUCUACGUCGCACGCAUAAUCCUGACAGGAGAUGAAACAAGUCGCUCCACUAUUUACAGCUCUUCCCUGGGUCGCCUAUCUCGAACAUGUGCAGAAGCAGCACGCAGGAUGCUUUCGAUGGUCCUAAUGCUGAAGAAGGAAAAUAUCAUUGCCAUAUUCGGAUUCUUCGACCUAGAUGCGACCUUUUCGAGCGCCUUCAUCAUGAUUCUAACAGCAAUAUUCAACAUUAUAUGCAAGGACGACCAGGCUAUUAUUCCAUCUCCGGGGCUUGAUGAAGCCAUUCAGGUCUUGCGCCAUCUUUCAGAUCGUGGAAAUCCAUUUGCGGGUGAAAAGCUGCGAGAGGUUGAGCACAUUUGGGCACAAUUACAUGUCGACAACAAUCUAAACAAUGGGCCAUUGGCAGGAUCCAGUUGGGCCGGUGACUUCCCGAACACCCACGAGUCGAACCCCCAGGAAUCUAGCUCUGUGCCAUCACAGAGAACUCUUGAAAGAUCGAAUGGACCGCAACUGCAGUCCUCGGACAUGAGACCCGAUCAAGAGUCGGCUGUGGGUUAUAACCAGGCAUAUCUCGCAAGCCGUCGCAAUUCAGGCCACCACUCGACCGGUGGUGGUUUCAAAGCUUCACACCACCAAGGACCGCCGCAUAAUGAUGGCUUUCAUGAGUUCCCUAUUGGAGAUUGGCUCGUUCAGGAUACCAAUGAACAGUACAAUACGAUUUUGGGAAGUCAAGAGUGGGCACUAACUGGACAGGAUUCCAUUGACUUUGCUGAAUUAGCGACUUACCUUCCGGGCUUUGGAGAAUGA
This is a messenger RNA of Penicillium cosmopolitanum, 2742 nucleotides long. RefSeq names its product Zn(II)2Cys6 transcription factor. Gene Ontology annotation, biological process: positive regulation of transcription by RNA polymerase II; DNA-templated transcription. The coding region runs from base 1 to 2742 and encodes 913 amino acids. The transcript is spliced from 12 exons. NCBI's taxonomy places the organism in Eukaryota, Fungi, Ascomycota, Eurotiomycetes, Eurotiales, Aspergillaceae. The record is from RefSeq and is a predicted model, not a curated record. Gene Ontology annotation, cellular component: nucleus. Gene Ontology annotation, molecular function: sequence-specific DNA binding; DNA-binding transcription factor activity, RNA polymerase II-specific; zinc ion binding.